Messenger RNA from Tachysurus fulvidraco (yellow catfish), 4575 nucleotides. It is a transcript of the gene gpr27, whose product is annotated as G protein-coupled receptor 27. Gene Ontology annotation, molecular function: G protein-coupled receptor activity. The record is from RefSeq and is a predicted model, not a curated record. Gene Ontology annotation, biological process: G protein-coupled receptor signaling pathway. The transcript has a single exon. NCBI's taxonomy places the organism in Eukaryota, Metazoa, Chordata, Actinopteri, Siluriformes, Bagridae. Gene Ontology annotation, cellular component: plasma membrane. The coding region runs from base 561 to 1685 and encodes 374 amino acids.
UUAAAUGCUCUGUGCACGCGCGCUGGACUAGAGCAGGAGGCAGGAGGUCUUGUUGGUGUUUAUACGGCACGCGCGUGCACACAUGACCUAUAUCACCAUACGGAGGUCCCCAGAUGACCAAAUCCGCCGCAAAACAUCUGUCCAGCUGCUCAUGAAGCCGAAGGUAGGUUGUGCUCUGUCGUUCCCGGAGGGUCCGCCAGGUUUUUCCCGCACGACGGAAAUAAACACGGAACCUUCCUCGCUGUCGCUUUCCAUCUCGGUGUGUUUAAACGCACGAGGACACGUUUGUGAUGAAGAUCAGGAUCAGAAACACGACAUUUCUUCAUCUCAACGUGGGAAAACAGGUGCAUGUCAAAGCGAUUACUGAAGGAACGCUGCAUUUAGGAUCAGGACGAUUUCAGAUCACAGAUAACAUGAGGAACAUUUGUGAAUGCGUUCUGGUUGACUUAGACUAAAUCGGGAUCUUAUGUGUUGAUUCGUUUUUUUUUUUUAAUGCACCGAGUUUACUUGAUGCUGGAUUACGGAGUCGGGGCGUCUGAGUGGACGGUGCGCAUGCGCAGAUGGCCAACGCAAGUGACCCCGGUGAAAGCAACAAGCCCUCGCUUCAGGACUAUGUCAUCACUGCCUCUGCUGUGAAACUGGCCUCUCUGGGUCUCAUUGUAGGGGUCAGCUUGUUGGGAAACAUGCUGAUCUCACUGUUGGUGAUUAAGGAUCGUUCUGUUCACAAAGCACCAUAUUAUUUUCUGGUUGAUUUGUGCUUGGGUGACGUUGCAAGAUCGGCCUCGUGCUUCCCAUUCAUGAUGGCGUCUGUGGCACGUGGCUCGAAGUGGGCUUACGGAGCUAUGAGCUGCAAAGCUGUGGCUUUUCUGUCUGCUCUGUUCUGUUUCCAUGCUGCCUUCAUGUUGUUCGGUGUGAGUGUCACGCGCUAUAUGGCGAUCGCACACCACAGAUUCUAUGCCAAACGCGUGACGCUGUGGACGUGUGCUGCCGUCAUUGGUGUUUCGUGGAUUUUAGCAGCAGCCAUGGCCCUGCCACCUGUGUUUGACAUGAACACGUACAGAUUUAUGCAUGAGGAGGAGCAGUGCAUGUUUGAGCAGCGCUACGCAAGGGCCAACGACACCUUAGGAUUCACUCUGAUGUUGGCUGUGGUAGUAGGAGCCACACACGCAGUGUAUGUCAAGAUGCUCUGCUUUGUCUAUGACCACCGCAAGAUGAAGCCAGCCCAGUUAAUCCCAGCCGUCAGUCACAACUGGACUUUUCAUGGACCUGGAGCCACAGGUCAAGCAGCUGCUAACUGGAUUGCUGGAUUUGGACGUGGCCCAACACCUCCCACUCUAGUGGGCAUCAGGCAGGUAGCACACAGUGCCAACAGAAGGCUGCUUGUCCUGGAUGAGUUCAAGAUGGAAAAGCGAAUUGGAAAAAUGUACUACAUGAUAACACUUGCUUUCCUGCUGCUCUGGGCACCGUAUAUUGUCUUGUGCUAUGCGCAAGUAUUGGUGAAGGAUAGUGGCAUGCCACGGGCAUACGUGAGUGCUGCAGUCUGGCUCACUUUCGCUCAGGCAGCAGCCAAUCCGCUUAUUUGCUUUGUUUUUAACAAGGAGCUCAGGACACGAUGCCGAGCUUGCUUCCCUUGCUGCUUGACUACACCUACACAAACACCCAUGGAGCCAUAUUGUGUGAUCUAAAGAAAGUGUCUGGUCUAUAUUUACCUUCUAUUGAAAGAUACUUCAUAAGAACAAAACUGAGCUAUAAUGAACUGAUCUGACACAGAUCGAUUAAACGAGGGUUAAAUCAUUACAACAUGGGCCAUUAUAGGACGAACAUCAACAAACAGGUGGUGUGAUGCUUUACCACCUUUUGCAAGAAGCAAACCAAAAUAGGAUUUGUAAAUGCAGAAAGAAACAAAGCAUGGUUUACUGAUGAAAAAUAAAAUUCCUAAAUACACACAUUUUGGAUGAUUUUACAUUUAUGGAUUAAUUUUUUUAAUCUGGAUUUGCCAUUACCUUUGUCAUUUGUGUGUCACCAUGUUGAGAUCAAUUCACAAAUUUGUGUUUUUCUUAAAGAUGUUUCCUUUAGCCAGUCAGAUGUGAGAUUUCAAUCCAGUUCACCAUAAUAUGCUUUUCCCAGUGAUAUGCACAGAGCAGAUUGUGUUUCAUCAUUCCAACAUGGCUGAUGCCCAGAUUUCAUACACAAGUAAUGCAAACUCUCUCCUAGUUCAAAACACAUUAAGAGGGUAGUAGUUUUUAGUCGUGAAAUCCUGUGAAAUGUGCAAACGCUGUCAUCACCGUACACUCAUUAAGGAACACUUUGCAGCCGACAUGAAAAGUUAUGCUUCUUGUAUCAAAGCACUGAGCACAGCUUAUAAAGGGUAGCUGGAUUGAAUUGAAGAAUCUGAUUAGAUAAAGAUUGCAAAUGCAGAUUCAGUAAUCGAUUCAUAAAUGUAAAAACAAUUAGAAAUUUGCAGACACUUGUGUAUUUAUGAAUUGUGUUUUGCACUCGUGAAUCGCAUAUUGUGAAUUGAAUUUUACUCUUGCCUUUGUAAAUCUGUAUUUUGUGAAUGAAAGUAUGGCUUUUUUUGGGAAUGUGAAUUAACCUGCGCAUUUGUGAAACUAAGUUCAUAAAUGUAUUCAUGUAUUCUAUCUCCAUAUUCCUUCACCAUCUACCAUCUUACCAAAAUACCAGGAAGUGUCCUCUUUCCCAAAAACUUCCCGAAAGCACUAAUGCCUAAGACUCUGUCAAUAAAUGUAAGAUAAACAUCGACUUACAGAAAGCCUCUUUGAUAAACGACGAGACAUUUUCAAUUCGUUAUCAUCGUUAGGCUUAAGUAAUGAGGAUCGUCCGCUGAACGAGUCUCUGUGAAUGAGCUGUUGCUAUAGAAACAAAAGCAUAUUAGAUUAUGUGCAUUAAUAUAAACCUGUCUUUUGAAUUACAGUGAGUAUUUUUGUCAGAGCUGCUUUUUAGAGAAGAUUAAUCAUCCAGGAUGAGAGCGAGAGAGGUAAGACGUCAGGUUAUUACUAAUAAAGCAAGCUGUUAAACUACCGUAAGUCCGUAGGUUUGUAUGGGGUUAUACGUUUCUUUAAAAAAAAAAAAGAAAAAAAAAUUUGGGAGUUGAAUAAUUUCUUUGUUUUCAAUGGUAAUUAUUAAAGCUAAUUAAAAAAACAAUUAGCAUGUUGUACAUUUGCAGUAUGUACAGGUGUAGUCGUGAAAAGUCAUUCGGCAUACUGAGACACUCCAAACGUGCCCGAGGUGCACAAUGGGGAAAGAGACGCUUCACCAGCUUGCUGUAUUUUAUCAGUUACGUAGGAGGAGCUUUGUAAAUCGAGACAAAGUAAAUUAACAGACCGUUUUGCCUAAAUGAAAGUAGAUGGUACAGUUUAAUGCUCCAGAAAUAAAGCAGGUAAUUUAGGACUCUAGGAUGUAGGACAUGAGAGGCACUCAGCCUACAGGAGAAUACUUUGUUUACUGUUUUAUACAUGUAUACUUAAUUUGAUAUUGUUGGCUCAAAUCAGUUAUUUAUGCUAACCUUACUUUUUUUUUGUUAGAUUUGUGGAAUGCACGAUACAUACAUUAGGCAUUCAAGAAUAACGGGGCCUUUAAGAGGGAUGGGGCUAGCAAUGAAGGGGAGAAGAAAGAGGCUUUUUGGAGAGCAGCAGGGAAACCAGAUGCUGACACUGGAUGAGAAAAAAUGUUUCAAGGUACCAGACAUCAGUUUUUUUUCAGACAUUAUAAAUUCAUUGUAUUCUGCUGGAGCUAGAAGCACAGCAUUACACAUGACACAUAAAAUAUGCCAUCGACUGGGAAAAGUUUCACAUCCAUUAAGGGUGAUACUCCAUUUCAAACAUGAGAACACGGUAGAGGUGGUAGAGUCCAUAGUGCACGUGUGUAAGUGUGUAGUGUGUAGUAGCCAUUUGGGUUGCAGCUCUUGUCAUUUUUGAUAUCGGAAUAAUUGUCUAUAAUCAAGCAUAAAAUUUAUGCAAGAUAAGGAGUCAUAACGGAAUGAAACAAAAGGUGGAAAUACAGGUGGAAAUCACCUCUCACACAACGCUUCAUAAAUAGUUUCAUCUCAUGUGUCUGAAUGUUUUCUUUUUUCAAGCAUUUGGCUAGAUAUGGGUUUGUAGCUUCCUAAAAGGUUCUCUUUCACUCUCUUUGUGUUGGGAAACACUCUGUUGUAUGAUUGUACAUAAGACUUUUCUAUGUCCCAGGGGGACAAACCAAAGAACCUCAAGGGUUGGAGAUGAGUGCAACAAACACAUGUUUCUCAACAAGCCUAUUUUCAUAUAACAUCUGAAUAAUUCAUUUAUACGUCAUUAUUUUUGCUAUGUAAUAUAUUUGCAAUUCCUUUAACAGAUUUCUUUUUCAUAUGGUGCGUCAAAAGUCUUUUUCUUCAUAUUUCAUAUCGUUUCAUCUUCCGGUUAUUUAACUGUUAUUAAAAAGGGUUUUUUUUUUAAAUAUCAGGACUUGAACAUACUUCUAUUUAUGUUUUUGUUAAAAAAAUAACAUGGACUGCUGUUCCAGAGACUUUUGCAUCAUCUGUGUUGGAAGUCAAAUAAAGUUGAUUGUCACAACAUGUUUAAA